This is a messenger RNA of Blepharisma stoltei, 7330 nucleotides long. The record is from the annotation of a GenBank genome assembly. NCBI's taxonomy places the organism in Eukaryota, Ciliophora, Heterotrichea, Heterotrichida, Blepharismidae.
AUGUUAUCGGACUCAAAUGAUGGAUUAAAAGCUUCCCUCUCAAUAAAAGCUUUAAACUGGCGGCAUAACUCUGCCUCAGACUAUAUCAAGGCAGCAGCAAUAGAGUAUGUGGAGAAUUUUUUCAAACCAAAAUUCAAUCCAAGAACGAGAAGAAAGACACAAUUUGCAAUUGAAUUUUCGACGAAUUUUAUUAACCUUCUCCAAGUUUUGUCCUUGACGUGGUAUCCAGACAUGAACCUCCGAUAUUGAAAACAAUAUAGCCAAGGUCUGCUUUUAGCUUACCAUGAGAUAUAAGGAUGUUCGGCGUUUUCAGAAAGAAAAUUCAUAGCUAAAGGGCAGCAAAAACUAGUCCUGGACUAUACUCAAAAUAUUGAAAAGUUAUGUCUUACCCCUGCUUUGACCAAAUAUUGUCAAGUUUCCAUAUUUAUGUCUUGGCUUUUUACAUUUCAAUCGCAAUCCUAUGAAUUUGUGUUAUUCUUGUAGUAUUGACAAGUGUUUUGAAAACGUUUAAGUUUAGGUUUUACAGAAUGCUGAUUUAUUUGCCGAGUGAAAUUUUAACUUUUUUGUCAUCAAUUGGGUAUUUGCCGACACUGAUGAUUUUUUUGGUCACUGUAAAAUAUUCCUUAUUAGGAAAUGUAGAGGAUGAUCUUUAUAGUCCUAUGCCUGAUAAUGGCAUCAACUUAUCCCUUCAGUAAUUAGCAAAAUAUGAUGAAAAACUAUUUUUUGGAAAAAAGUCCAAUUUUUUUUUCUAUAUAGCCUUACAGCUGAUAUUGAUCGGCUUAGGUUGGGAGAAUGCCUGUAACUCCCCGAUUUGGUUGUCUAAUAUAUAUUGAUGAGCCAACUCAGGUUGUUGACUAAUGCCUUAUAUAGAGCCUAUCUGUCAACUCCCCUAGCUGGAGAAUCAAAUAGGGGAGUUACUAGGCAUCUCCAGUCAAUCAUUAUCGAUUUCGGGCUAUAUAUAUUAAUUAAUUUUUUGAAAAAAUAGCAUAAAAAUAAUUUUUUCUUUUUUUAAAAUAAUCUUGGAGAGUUAGGUGCUUUUGGAGCCAUUUUUGGUAUCAUUUCAACAAUUCUGCUCUUUUUAUUAAGCAUAAUCUAUGAAUUAUUUACAGCAGAUAUUAGGCAUUCCUAUUCUGAUGUAAAUAUCAAAGCCAGGGCAGAUUCAAAUCUAGACAUGACUAUCUCAACAUACAAGCUUAUUUUAGUCAUUAUAUAACGAUGACCCCCCCUCAAUCUUCAUGUCUACUGCAACAAAAAUUUUUCGAAAAAAAUCUUCAUGCCUACUGCAACACAACAUUUUUAUAAAAAAAAUUAAUGCAUUUUUCUCUAGGUGAGUUUCUCAAAAAAACCAUAAAACAGCGCUACUGUAGGUGUGUCAAUGACCUUCUCAUCGAGAUUUGGACGGCUAUUGCCAUCGCUCGCCAUUUUAUUAAACUUAUCUAGCUAAAAAGUGCGGAAAAAUUUAAGAUGCGCAUCAAAAAUUUGUUGCAAGAGGAUUAGGAUUAUUAAAGACAUGCGCUAGCCAUAUUGGUGACGCAGUCACCAAAAAUCUUCCGUACGGAAGGUUUUACCGCUUUUCGACUCCAGCCCAGAGGGUCUAUCCCUUACGAGUGCCCUACCGGUACCUUCUGUCUCCUACUUUGCCUUGAGGUUUCAGUCUUGAGUGGCGGCUUUGGAUUUCUUGUCCUGCUACGGGCGAUAGGAGUAGCUUGAUUCCAAGGAUCAGCUCCUUGGAGUCUAUCGGGUGUCAAAGUGCCUUCCUUCAACAGCUACAGCAAAAAGACUGUUCCCCUGUGGCCUGGGCCGAAACCCCCAGUUUCUCGGUAGAGGAAUACCCAUGGGUCCUCGAAUCCAAAGGACCUUGUUGAGCACAUCUAUUUCCAACCACAGGAAAGCAGUCAAAAACCUACCCGGAUACACACUUCUUGAGCUUGCGUCUGAUUCUCGGCUCGGAGUCUGUUCCAGUUCGCUGUAGCCAUAAGGUCUGGACUGUUGCGCCAAGAGGGCAGGUUGGCACGUGUCGCCAUUUUAAUGUAUAUAAUUCGUUGCAAGAGACAUGAAAAUUAUUAUUUUUUUAUAUAUAAUUUGUUGCAAGAAACAUGAAAAUUAUUUUUUUUUUUAUAUAAAAUUUUAUAUUAAAAAAUUGCAUUUUUGUUUCAAUAGACAUGAAGAUUGGGGGGGGGGUCAUCGUUAUAUUUUUUAUGGCCGCAGCCACCAUGAAUGGCUACUUAUAUUUAUCAUAAUUUCUUCAGCAAUUUUAGCAUAUUUAACACACAAAUUCAAUUCUUACUACAACCCAAUGGUAAAUGCUUUUAAAGUUUCGAAAUUAUGCGUCCUUUCAUCAUGCUCAGCAAGUUUUUUGUUUGGGGUAUGAAUGGACAAUGCAGGGAUAAUUCUGCUGCUCUGGCUAAUAGCAAUCCCAGCAUUAUCUCUUAUAGUCUUCAGGAGAAUUUAUAGGCUAUUGCUCAUUCCAGAGUCUACAGACUAUUUGGCAGCCAAUCAGCAUAUUUUUGAGCUAAAAAUCAGAAAACUUCUAAUGGACAAGUCUUUAAGGGAAGAAAGCAAAGUUGUAAAAAUUUUCGCACAAAUUUAUAAGCAAAAAAUGUUUCAAAGAGAUAAAUUGCUGGUGGCUUGAGAAGUUUACUAUUAUUUGCAUACUAUAAAUGAUGUUAGGCUGGCAAAAUUGAGGUUUUCAAAAAUGGCUUAUGCCAAUUCUAGUCUGGAAGGGGAGAUACAGGAAUGAAGAAUAAAUAAAUGGAUCAAAAAACACCAUGAAGGAACUGACCAGAUUGCUAAUAAUUUUUUGAUUUAUUUAAUUGAGCUUGAGCAAGCAAAAAAAGAAGACGAAAUUUUAUGCAGACAUCUAAUAGGACUUUGGAUUGAAGUGUGCUCUAGUAAACCAAGAUUAAAUCAUUUGGAAAAUUUAGUAGAAAAUGUUACCAAACAAAUUGAACUUGUAGUCAGGCUUUACAAGAAAUUAAUUAUCCAAAACCAUUCAAAAGCAUAUGAACUUUAUGGUAGCUUGCUGCAACAAAUUCUGACUCAUCAAAUGGAUAUUGAACAAUUCAAUUUCUAAAUAAAUUAAUUCUUCCGUUUUUAUAGAGAUUUUUAAUUUAAAUAAAAAAAAUAAUUUUUGUAAAAUUUAUAAUAAAUAGGUGCUCAUUAUAAGAAUUCAGAAUUAAGAGAUAGUGAUAAAGGACAAACCAUUUUAGGAAAAGUCAGUGCUCUAAAAAGUGAAGAAGAGAUGUCAAAAUACGAGCCAAAACUAUCCAAGUUUGAUGAAAAUUAUGCAAAUAUUUUGAUUUCGGCUGAUAUUAAAACAUUUGGAAUUAUUGUUUACGUUAAUGACUUUGCAGCUACAAUUUUAAAUGAAACCAUAAAUAAUGUCAUAGAAAACAAUAUUCACCAAUAUAUACCAGCUCCUUAUAACAAAAAUCACCUAAAAUAUAUGAAGCGCUUCGUCAGUACUUGUAAAAACCCUCAAGUAGACAAAGGCAAUUCAUUUUUUAUACUAGACCAUUACGGAUAUGUGCGCGAGUGCCAAUUUCUUAUAAGAUUGACCGCCCUCAAUGAGCGAUUAUACUUUAUGGUCUCUAUGAGGCCUAUUUUAUCAACUCGCCAAGUCGCUUUAAUUUCAGAAGACGGGCUUAUCUACUGCCACAGUCAAAAUUUCAGCAAGGACAUCGCAGAGCCAGAGGUAAAGUCUUUAAAAUUCCAAUAUAUUUCCUCACUCUCCCCCCCUCCGUGAGUGAACAAAAAAAUUUUGUUCACUCAUGGAGGGGGGCUAAUUUUUUUUUUUUAAAAAAAAUUAUAUAUAAAUUUUAUAGAAAAUUUUUUUCUUCGAAAUUUAAAAAAAUCCUAAUUUGCAAAAAUUGAAAAGCAAAUAUUAAUUUAAUUUAUAAAAUUUAUAUGUUUUUAAAAAGCAAUUUGGUUAGAAUUAACAGAAUUAGCUUUAGAUUUCAUUAUACUAAUUAUCACUUAUAUAUCAAAAAUUUUUUCCAUAAAAAAUUUUUCUAUUUAAAAAUAUUUUUGUUCACUCACGGAGGGUGGGUUUUUAGGCAAAAAAUAUGAUUUUUCUAAUGGCUUUGUUCACUCACGGAGGGGGGGGAGUCAGUAAUUCCGAGUGUUGACUUUGCAAAUUUACCUAAAUCAAAGCCGACUCUGUUUAAAGUAGGCGAAAUUAUUUUAACAAUUAUCCAUUGUGUUAAGCCAAUGAAAAAUACAAAUAUAAACUAUGUUCUUAUAAUAAGAGACCAAGAAGAAGUAGAAAAAUGGACAGAAAAUGAAGACUCUGAUCAAUAUGAUCUAUCAGAUCCGGAUUUUUCUGAUAAAGAUUACAAUGAAAGCAAGCAUAUACUUUAUUAUUUUUUAUAAAUUUUUUUUAAAAAAUAUUUUUAUUUUUUCAAUUUUAUUUGGCUUAGGAAUAUUGUAAAACUUGACAUCCCCCUUAAAGUGACUUUCCAAAAAAAGAGAAUAUCAAGCUCCUUUUCGGCAACUGAAGUCGCAUCGGAUUUUGAGCUGACUCAUGAAUCUAUGAAAAUGCAAGAUAUUCAGCAAUCUGAAGAAAGGACAGGCUCAAUGACACAAAGUAGCUCUUCCAAUGACUAUAUAAGUACUUAUUAUUUAGGGGUCGGAAAUCAUAUUAUUAAUAAAUCAGUGAAAAUUUUGAAGCAGUUUAGAUUAGUUCUGCUGCUUUCUGUAAGCAAUAUAUAGAUAUUAUCAGUAACAGCUACAAAUAUAGCUAUAGCUAUUUAUAUUUCCCAAGCAGUUGACCAUUCCUUGUCUGUGAACACUUACAAAGACCUUGGAAUUGUGAUGUACGAGACCGUUUUUGCUGCUGAAAACGCUCGGUCAGUCUAUUACUCAAAAAAUCUUUUUCAAGACCAAAAUACUACAAAUUAUCUAAAUUCGCUUAAAAAUUCACUUUCCUUACUCACGAUCUCCCAAGACGCCCUUUAUUCAAAUUUACAGUCCUGAAGCUACUGUAAAAGCUCAGACAUUAUUGAUAAAAAUCUAAUUGGCGUAAGAGACUAUGACUCUGCAGUCGUGUCUUCACACGAGGUCUACUCCAUAACGACUAUUUUUUUUUGGCCUAUUUUUUUUUGGCCUAAUUUUUUUUAGCCUAUGUUUUUUUGGCCUAUUUUUUUUUAGCCUAUUUUUUUUUGGACUAUUUUUGUUUUGGCCUAUUUUUUUUUCGCCUAUUUCAUGACCACUAUUUUUGUUUGGCCUAUUUUUUUCGCCUAUUUCAUGACGACUAUUUUUUUUUUGGCCUAUUUUUUUUUGGCCUAUUUUUUUUGGGCUAUUUUUUCUUAGCCUAUUUUUUUUGCCUCGCCUAUUUUUUCUUGGCCUAUUUUUUUUGGCCUAAUUGUUUUUGACUUUUUUUUGGCCAUUUUUUAGCUAUUUUUUACUAAUAAAAUACACCUUUAACAGAUCUCUUACUCCAUGAAUGCUAAUUCAUUGCUUUUUAAAUUUCGAGAAUUUUAAAUUUAAUUAGGCUUUUUCCACUUAAUUUACUCAAUAUUAAUCGUGUAAGGAAAUAUAUCCGUUAUCCAAUAAUUUAUUUAGUUCUCUCAGCAGCUUCAUGAAUUAUCCUCGACAGAAAAAAUAGGACAAAAAAAUUAGGCGAAAAAAAAAUAGGCCAAGAAAAAAUAGGCCAAAAAAAUAGGUCAAAAAAAAAUAGGCUAAAACCAAUAGGCUAAAAAAAAAUAGGCUAAAAAAAAAUAGGCCAAAAAAAAUAGGCUAAAAAAAAAUAGGCCAAAAAAAAUAGGCUAAAAAAAAAUCGGCUAAAAAAAAAUAGGCCAAAAAAAAUAGGCCAAAAAAAAAUAGUCGUCAUGAAAUAGGCCAAAAAAAAUAGCCAAAAAAAAAUAGGCCAAAAAAAAUAGGCCCAAAAAAAAAUUAGGCCAAAAACAAAUAGGCCCAAAAACAAAAGUCGUUAUGGAGUAGACCUCGUAUGAAGGAACCCUCUGCAGUACCAAAAACUUUAAUGAAAAAUCUUUUUGAUGAAAUCAGUAUGUUUAUUGACCAUGUAAGCUUUAUUUAGACACAAAGUUUUAUAUAGAGCGUAAAGCAAUUUUUAAACAUACCUCUAUUUCUCGAUUUUUUUUACAUGCGGAGGUCUAAAAUUAAAGCAUUUUAAUGCGCUAAAAAAGAUUAUAUUUCAUAAAAAAUUUUAUUCACUAUAUCAGAUGUAGAGAAUUUUAAAGAUUACACACAAGAUUUAAAGUUUGUGAUUGCCAAUGGACUCGGAAGAGCUUUUCAGAAAACAAAUUCGUCGCUGCAUGGGCUUUCUGAUUGUGAAAUAGAAAAAAUCUAUGAAAAUAGCAAUGAGGUGAUUAUUUUAGCUGUUUCUGGAUCAGCUUUGUUAGGAAUUUGUAUGAUGAUUUUGUUUUUAUUUAUUUUUUUGAUAAAUAAAAGAUAUGAUCAGCUUUGGAAUUUUGUGAUAAAAAUUACCCAUGAUGCUUAUUUUGAUUUAAAUGGACAUUGCUUUGACAGGCUGUCUUCAGUUCUUGGUACCGAUUUAACCCAAGAAGAAAUAAAUUCCUUAUUAAGAUACAAGCCAAAGCAUAAGGAAGUUAAUUUCAAAAUUAUUUUUCGGCAUUUCUCUAGACUUUUUGUUUUUAUUGGGCUGACGAUAGCAUACUAUCUUGUCAUUCACCAAUACCUAUAUCCUUCAUGUGAGCGAUAUUUAAUUGAGAGGCCAAAACUCCUCUCAAACUAUAUAAAUAGACGAUCCCUAAUCCCAUUGAUUGAUUUUUGAGCUAAAGAAACUGGGACUUUUGAGCAAGACUAUGGCUUGAAAAUUGUUUUAAAUAAUUCAUAUAUUUUUGAGCACCCUGCAGAGGAAUUGAUAAAUACAGUCGAAAAAUUAUGAGACGCAAACCACAACCUCCUAAGCCAGCUCAAAUAUAUGUCUUCAGAGCUAAAAGUCUCAUUAUUUCAAAAAAAAUCCAAUCAAAUUCCAGAUGAAGGUUUUGCAUAUGGCUCGUUUUGAUAUACAAAUUUAUUGAUUUUUGACUCAUUUUUGAUAGAAAACGAUGAGAAUAAUGUGAUAGAAAAUAUGGAAAAUCUGGGGAAAAGAAUAGCGAAUUUGGAAGAGGCGAUGUCUUUAAAUUUUGAAAUUAUCGAUAAAACGUCCAAAGAUAUGAUAACAAAAAAGUUGAAUAUUAUUACUUAUACGUCACUUGGGUAUUUGAUGAUUUCAGUAUUAAUGUAUCUAGUGUUUUACUUGCCAUAUACUUUGGUUGAUAUCAAGAGUCUUCAGAAAUUUCAGAUUAUUAUAUCAGUUAUUCCAAGAUUUAUAUCAGUUACUGAAAAAAGCCCAAGAAGAGAUUAA